Haliotis rufescens (red abalone) is the source of this 2608-nucleotide messenger RNA. RefSeq lists its product as uncharacterized. Gene Ontology annotation, molecular function: protein binding. The coding region runs from base 96 to 1886 and encodes 596 amino acids. The record is from RefSeq and is a predicted model, not a curated record. The transcript has 5 exons. Lineage: Eukaryota; Metazoa; Mollusca; Gastropoda; Lepetellida; Haliotidae.
UGGCGUCUGUAGAAACGAAAUCUGAGACCUGAGGAUUCAUAACUUUGUGAACUUUACAGGAACAUUUCACAGCCGUUAUUAGAUGUCAUAAACCAAUGGAUACAAAACUGCACGAAGCAGUUCGCUAUGGAAGUGUGAAUGACGUCAGAAAAGCUCUCGGACAAGGAUAUGAUCCGAAUUUAAUAGGCCUUUACGAUUGGAGCCCUGUGCACGAAGCUGCACACAACGGUGAAACUAAAAUACUUUCAUUGCUGUUGAAAAACAAAGGUGAUGCCAAUGUCUGCGACAAUCUCCGUGGCAACACAGGUCUGCACUAUGCUGCUGAAGAGGACCAUCUGGACUGUCUCAGACUCCUGCUAGAGGUCGGAGGUCAACCUGAGAUUUGCAACAGCGAUAACCUGACAGUAUUUGGUGUUGCCACGGGUGAAAGCAGAGAUUUCUUGGAGCAGUUUGAAAUGGAGCCGGUAAAUGAUCCGGGCAAGAUGAAGCCAGGAGAGGGGAAGGAUGAUCUGAACAAUAACAUGGAUACCGAUGAAGAAGAGAAAGAAGGGAGGAGAAGAAAUUUGUCAACAGGUGUGCUCAGGUGUGAGAGUCAAGAGGAAUUCCCAGCCAUGGGACACCUCCACCUGUCGUUUGAGUACCACAUCCACAAGGGCUCACUCAAGAUCAGGGUGUGGCAAAUCUCCGACCUGCUCCUCCCCCCACCUCAUACAUCAAUGAUCAACACUAUCUUUGUUCGGAGUUACCUCAUCCCAGACAAACCCAAGAAGACCAACAGGAGGACUGAAGAGGUGAAGGUCGCUCCUAGUGAGGCCCACGUCGCAACCAACCGUUCUGCAGAGAAUCCAGGAAUCCAGUACGUCUUCAUGCCAUCCAAUUUUCAUUUCGCAAUGCCGCUGCAAUACACCGGCGUGACAAAGGAAAUCAUCAACGAGAGAAGUGUUCAAAUCGAAGUCUGUAUGACACAAAGGUACACAAAGCGGAUUUUCUUGGUUGCGAUGAUCAACAUGCCGCUCAAGCUUGCUGUGAAGAAGCUUAUACGAGAAAAGAUCCCAUUAAUUCCAUGCAUGAACUAUACAAUCCCCAACAACAUGAAAGUUUACAGUGCCAGUGAACUGCAAUUGGAGAGUAGCCUUGGAGUGUUUUAUAGUUCGCCUAUGUUGCAAGACUUUGGUAAGGGAGAUUCACUGUCUGUGCCUCAGACACCAAGAUCCGCCAGUGAUAUUGAACUUCACGGAAUUACCAUUCAUGAAGAGAAAGUGCCUUCAACGUCCAUUAAUAUGCAUAACGGGUCACAUGAUUUUGACUUUGAACCAGAGCUAGAUGAGGUCAAGGUCAAGCGAAAAAUUGUACCUGAUUUCAGUAGUAUAGACAUUCCUGCCAGUGACCAGGUGUUGCCAGGUCAAUUGGAGGAGGUCAAAGUUCAAGGUCAGAAAAAGAAUGGAAAGGAUUGUGUGGUGAACGUGGGUUCAGGGGAUCAGAGUGCAAACUCAAAUCACAAACUCAAGAGAAUCAAGCCACCAAAAUUCAAUGGUGACAUGGAGAUUGAGAUGGAAAAUGUACCGAAGUCUGUCCCCAGUCCUGUACAUUUAGAGGAAGCUGUUGCUUCUCCAGGUCCAUCACGGCCAGAAACUCCAGUCUGGGAUUACUACGACUUUGAUGAUUUUGAGCUAGGAAUGGAACCAAUUGCAAAUGACGUUGAGAGUAACACAGAAAAUGGCAGUGAUGCUAAAAUGGAUUACAAAGGUGUAAAUCUCAGUCAGUCGGCCGUUGCUGCCAUGCAAGGAAAAUCAACCUCAAAGGUCAAGGACGUCAACCAACCAAGGUCAUAUAUUCCGACAAUAGUUGUGGAUGAUAUUGAGAAUGAAGAAAUGAUUCGAUUAUAGGUGGUGCCUCAUGGAAUAUAUGUUUAUCAUUGUGAAAUAUUUGUGGAUAUGAUAUGUUGCAUUUUUGUGGAUAUGCAAUGAGGUUCUGUGAUAGCUUAGUACAAGCUCAGUUCGUUUGUGGAUAUUCUAGUGCCAGCUUAUUCUGUUUGUGGAUAUAUUACUAAAUAUUCUUUGGUAGUAACACAAGAAUUUCCGUUCAGUGCCAGCCACGAAGAAGACACGGCUACUGAUAUUUUCAAGUUACCUGUGCAUAUAGUAUGGAUGUGGAUCUAUAUAUAUACAGCUAUAUUUACCAGCUCCUAUGGAUAUAGAUAUUUAUGUGGUAGUGUUAUCUUCCAACCCAUAUAUACAACAGCUGAAGGAAGUGCACUUAUAGAAAGUCUACAAGCAAGUGUUGUGCCUUAGCAGAGACAAUUGUCUCUGUCCUUAUCCAAUGAAUGGCUAGCUUCCAGGAACUGGCCACCAUGUGUCGGUCUUUGUCCACUGUCCUGGAUGUGAGAAUCUCACAGUGUCCAGGCUUACAGGUUGGAUGUAUGAUGCUCCCUGUCUCCUUGUGGAUUCAAUUGGAUGCAAUUUCAUUUUGUGUGCAAAUUGCAUCGAAGAGUGAAUUAUCGUAUUCGACAUAAUAAGCGCCCAGGGCGCUCUCAAAAUUAGAAAUAGGGGGCUCUUAUUAGAAUGUUAUUUUGGUGAAAAAAACAGAGUUGAAAGAUAAAUUUCGUGGU